Messenger RNA from Aedes albopictus (Asian tiger mosquito), 2164 nucleotides. RefSeq lists its product as uncharacterized. Gene Ontology annotation, molecular function: DNA-binding transcription factor activity. Bases 260 to 1195 code for a protein of 311 amino acids. Gene Ontology annotation, biological process: regulation of DNA-templated transcription. The transcript is spliced from 4 exons. The record is from RefSeq and is a predicted model, not a curated record. Lineage: Eukaryota; Metazoa; Arthropoda; Insecta; Diptera; Culicidae.
AAAAGCUCAAAAACUUUCACCGCGUUGAGUCAUCCUGUUCUGUGCUGGUGGAAAAAUCGUCAAAACUGUUAAAAAUCGUUAAUUUCCGUGCUAAAACCGGUGCUCAGAUUGUUCCCGAGAGUAAGUACCAUCCCGCCAACGUGAAAGUAACUCCCAGAAAUUGACACACCAUUUCCUGACUGCUUCUUUCGGCAUCGUCGUCGUCGUCAUCGCCAUCGCAUCACCACGGAGUGAGUAAACGUUCAGCAAACGUUUGCAAAUGGCCUCAUCGUUGAAUCGAAUUUUCUCCAAGAAGUUCAAGUCCGUCGAGCUCAGCGGCGACGAAAUGGACCACCAGGAGGAUGAUUUCGCUGGGUUCAGCGAUAGUGGAAGCGAAACGGAAACGAUUUCCGAGCGGGAUAGCUGCGGCGAAGAGGAAUGGUCCUCGGUGAAGAGUGGUGGCGUAGCGCCAGCUGUGAAGGGGAAUGGAAAGUUGCAGCGGAAUCCGACUAGACGGCCGAAUCCGAAGAUAUCGAACCGGAAUGCACUGUUGGCGCGGGAGAAUCGACGGCGUAAGAAGGAGCAUGUUGAGAGUUUGGAACGGGAAGUGGACGAGCUGAAGGAGAGCAAUGGGAAGAUCCGGAAGGCGCUGCGGAAGAAGUCUAAGUUGGUGGAGCAGUUGACGCGGGAGAGAAACUAUCUGAAAAGUGUGAUUGCCAACCGAACGGGGAUAAUGGCGGUGUUGAAAUCGGUUCAGAGGACCGGGCUGCCGAUGACAUCAUCGGGGUUGAGUUACGUGACGGGGCCGAUGGCGCGGAGGAUUGGAAGCAGCAGCGACGAGGGAUUGGGGGCGUCGCCCCAUUCGAUUCUGACGGACGAGGAGGACAAAUUCAACCCACACAACGAUUUAGGUUUGUCCGGGCAGGAGGUGUCGUUCGAGGAGGAAUUCAGUCGGCUGCCCGACGUGGACGAGCUGUUGUCGACGAUGGCCGGCAGCGGGGAACGGUCGAGUAGCAGCGGAGAACAAGUAAUUACCACAGAGCAUAACUAUUUCGAACACAGUAAUCACAACUCGUUGGAAUCAGGUUCCGGCGCGGCGGCGGCGGCAGGAGUUUGCGUCCACAUCGUUCCGGGAGGACGCGUCUCCGUGGAGUUUUGCGCUUCCUGUGCGCUGAGCUCCCAGCGGGCGUGGCUCGAGGAAGCCGAGGAGCGAUGAAUAAUUGCAGGUUAAAGUAGAAUGUCGGUAUCAUUAUUAUAUGCUUUAUUCCUAGUAUUAUAAGACUCAUCCAAUCUCUCACACAUUGUUAUCGUAAGAAUGUUCUACUUAGGGCUCGGGACAGGUCCAACCAGUUUCCAUAGUUUAUGUUUUCCGUUAGAUUCCGUAUCUUUUAAACCAUUCACACCAUUUGCAUUUCAAUAGAAACGUCCAGUUAGGGAAUUCCCCCAUCCCAUACAAAAAGAGAGACCAAACAAGUUGGAGUAAUGACAUAUAGAAUAAAAUAGCACACAAGACAAGACUACCCCUUUGUCGAAAUCAGGAAAAAUCACGUUACUAGUUAAUGUAUGUGUUGCAAUUUCAGCUGUGGCGGAACAUUCGGAGUAGCGCAUCGCAGAGAAUAUGAACAAGAGAGAGCGGGCGAGAGAAUCUACCAACGUCAACGAAGCAACGUUUCGUAAACGUUUUUGCGCGCAUCGAGCUUCACGCAAAGCAGUCAAGCUAGCUCGGCCUUUGGACCCACGAUGUGCAGCAAGAUCCCGUGCCUCUUCCUUCGUUUUCAGUCCUCCCAGAACUAAAGAAUGUAUCGAACCAAUUGUUUCGUGUGUCGCUUCGUCAGCCCGACAACGAAAGGGUCGCAGCUCGAUCGGACGGAGUGGUGAAAUGAGAAAGUCCCGAAUUUCACCCCCCUAAAAUAAGCGGACACUCAUUCCACCCGGGGAUCGUCCGGUUGGGCUCGGCCUGUCCGCCCACUCACUUGAAACACGUUGCUCUCAUGUCGAUUUUUCUCUGUCGUUGAAAACUGUUCUUUCAGACCGCGGUGAUGGGACGAUGGCGCGCCCUGAUGGGUCAACCAGAAACGACGCGCAUCGACUGUGAUAAGCUCUUCACCACAAUUCCCGGACGAGAGAUAAGCAAACACAAAGUCAUAGAAUGUUAUGUUUCCCAUUGAUAUGUUGUACAUUCGAG